AUGGGGUCAGAGUCAGUGAAGGUGGUGGUAAGGUGCAGGCCUCUGAAUGACAGGGAGCAUGCUCUGGGCUGUAAGAUGGUGCUGUGCAUGGACCUGCACCGCUGCCAGUGCUUCAUAGAGAAGCCCAGGGCAGUAGACGAGCCACCCAAACAGUUCACCUUUGAUGGGACCUACUUCAUUGAUCAAAACACUGAGCAGAUGUACAACGAGAUUGCAUAUCCUUUAGUAGAGGGUGUCACCGAGGGGUACAAUGGCACAAUUUUUGCCUAUGGUCAAACUGGAAGCGGUAAGUCUUUCACCAUGCAGGGAGUCACCGAGCCUGCAGCCCAGAAGGGGGUUAUUCCGCGAGCCUUUGAGCAUGUCUUUGAGAGCAUUCAGUGUGCUGAAAAUACAAAGUUCCUGGUGAGGGCCUCCUAUUUGGAGAUUUACAAUGAGGAAGUCAGAGACCUUUUGGGGAAUGACACCAAGCAGAGAUUAGAGUUGAAGGAGCACCCAGAGCAUGGAGUGUAUGUGCGGGAUCUCUCCAUGCACACUGUGCACAGUGUGGGGGAGUGUGAGAGGAUCAUAGAGCAAGGCUGGAGGAACCGGGCAGUGGGCUACACGCUGAUGAACAAAGACUCCUCACGCUCCCACUCUAUCUUCACCAUCCACCUGGAGAUUUGCAACACCGAUGGAGAUGGUCAGGACCAUCUACGAGCAGGUAAACUCAACCUUGUGGACUUGGCAGGAAGUGAACGUCAGUCUAAAACCGGCGCAACUGGAGAGCGACUCCGGGAGGCCACCAAGAUCAACCUGUCCCUCUCUGCUCUGGGCAACGUCAUCUCUGCUCUGGUGGACGGACGCUCCAAAUACAUCCCCUACCGGGACUCCAAGCUGACCAGGCUGCUGCAGGACUCCCUGGGAGGGAACACGCGAACCUUGAUGAUUGCCUGUCUCUCCCCUGCUGACAACAACUACGAGGAAAGCUUGAGCACUCUGCGCUACGCCAACCGAGCCAAGAGCAUCCAGAACAGGCCUCGUAUCAAUGAGGACCCUAAGGAUGCUCUGCUCCGAGAGUAUCAGGAGGAGAUCAAGAACCUGCGGGCCCUCAUCUCAGGCCAGCUGGGCACUGCUAACCUUUCAUCUCUACUGUCUGGUCAGUCGUCUGAGACUUCUCCUGCUGUCCCUUCAAGGCCACAAUCCAGCAACACAGAAGCAGAAAAGGAGAAGAUUAAAGAGGAGUACGAGGAAAGGCUUGCCAAGUUGCAGGCUGAGUACAAUGCAGAGCAGGAAUCCAAGGCAAAGCUGCAGGAGGACAUCGCUACCCUGCGUUCCUCCUAUGAAUUGAAGCUGUCUGAUCUGGAGGAGACAAGAGCCAGCAGGGGGAGCUCUAUCACAAGGAAUGCUGUCAGUGUCCAAAAAGGUCCAGAUGGAGAAGGGCUCAGAGACUCACCCGAUGUCACCACGGCAGGGUCUCUGGAUCAGAAACAUGUCCUGGAAAGGCUGCAGCAGCUGGAGCAGGAGGUGGUAGGAGGAGAACAGGCAAGGAACAAAGAGUUACAGCAGAGACACCGACAGAGGAAGAACGUUGCGGAUCAGAGAAAAGUCCAGCUCAUCACGGCCUUAUCGGAGAACAGCGAGGAUAGUGAAAAUGUGCUCUUAAAUGUCUACAACUCCAUCCAGGAAGAGGUCCAUGCCAAAAGUCAGAUGUUGGUCAAAGUCCAAGGCAAGCUGAAAGCAGCCAAACUGGAGAUCUGUGACCUGCAGGCAGAGUUUGAGGUGGAAAGGGACGACUACCUGGCAACCAUCCGCCGGCUGGAGAGGGAAGGCCAGUUACUCCACAGCCUGCUGGAGCGUAUGGUGCCCCUGGUGAGACGUGACUGCAACUACAGCAACCUGGACCGCCUGAAGAAAGAAGCUGUCUGGGACGAGGACAGUGCCACUUGGAGACUGCCAGACGUGAUGGUGCAGAAAACAACACUGCCUUCAGCAGUGGCUCCAAAACUUCCAGCUCACAGAGGCUCAGCCGCUGAUAUCGGAGAACCAUUUUCGCAAGCGGAAGAGGACAGGUAUAAGGAAAUGCUAGGACGUAGCGACAGCGAAAAUAUUGCCAGCACCUACUUCAAGUCAAAGAGGGCAAGCCAACUACUGGGAGGUGAAGCCACCAAGGGACACGUCAUCCACUCUCCUCCCCUCGUUAAUGGGGUGUCCCACCUAACUGUGAGCGGUUCCAACACGAACCCGCCUGUCAGCUCAGACUCCGUCCUGCCACGCCCCUUCCGUCUCGAGUCGUUGGGUGUCCCGAUGUCCAAUGGUAAGGUGAAGCGCAAAAAAAGCAAGUCUCAAAUCAAUAAUGAGGGUAACUGA
Molecule: messenger RNA, 2346 nt
Organism: Scomber scombrus (Atlantic mackerel)
Lineage: Eukaryota; Metazoa; Chordata; Actinopteri; Scombriformes; Scombridae
Gene: kif17
Product: kinesin family member 17
Exons: 13
Coding region: 1-2346 (781 amino acids)
Biological process (GO): microtubule-based movement
Molecular function (GO): microtubule motor activity; microtubule binding; ATP binding
Source: RefSeq, a predicted model, not a curated record